Messenger RNA from Diachasma alloeum, 2417 nucleotides. Its product is annotated as LMBR1 domain-containing protein 2 homolog. The record is from RefSeq and is a predicted model, not a curated record. Gene Ontology annotation, cellular component: membrane. NCBI's taxonomy places the organism in Eukaryota, Metazoa, Arthropoda, Insecta, Hymenoptera, Braconidae. The transcript has 3 exons. Bases 86 to 2164 code for a protein of 692 amino acids.
GAAAUAGACCAGAGCACCGAGAGUAGAGACAAGUAAUGCAAUUGAGUUGUUCAAUGAUUUUCAAACUAGUCAAAGGAAAUUGAAAAUGAGCGUGGGUCCUCUAGUUACGGAAAUCGUCCUGGCUUUUUGCCUGGCUGCGACUCUACUCUACAGAUAUGGCAAUGUAUUCAGAAAUCAUAUCGUUGUCACAUUGUCGGUGCUCAUCGCCUGGUACUUCUCGUUAUUGAUUAUAUUCGUACUACCUCUAGAUGUUUCUUCAACUGUCUAUCGCCAAUGCAUUGAGAAAAACCCAGUGGUAAACGCAACAAUCCAAAGCUUAGAGCGAAAUGGUACCAGUCCCUCAACACCAUGUCAGAAGCCCUGGUCAAGUGUCGCCGACAACGUAUUCCCCAAUUUAUGGAGAAUAGUGUACUGGACCUCCCAAUGCUUAACAUGGUUGAUCCUUCCGCUGAUGCAGUCUUACAUAAAAGCCGGUGACUUCACUAUCCGAGGAAAACUCAAAUCAGCAUUAAUUGACAAUGCAAUCUACUACGGAAGUUACCUGUUCAUCUGCGGAAUUUUGUUGAUUUACAUUGCCCUCAAGCCAGGCCAAAAUUUGGACGGUCAGAAGUUGAAAGCCAUCGCCUCAUCAGCUUCCAACACUUGGGGAUUGUUUCUCCUUGUCCUGCUCCUCGGAUAUGCCCUCGUGGAGGUGCCCAGGGGACUCUGGAACUCCAGCAAACUCCCUUAUAAGCUCCAAUACAGUUAUUUCAAGGCAUCAAAAUUAUCUUUAGAAAAGUGUGAAGCUGAGGAGUCUGUUGACGACAUAUUGGAGUCACUGCAGGCAGCAUCAGCUGCGAUAGGCCCCAAUCAUCCAUUCUACAGGAAUCUUGAAACUAUUUUCCAAAAAGUUCCUGUCGAAGUGAAGGACAAAAUGAACAGAAGACAGCUGCCAGAUGACACUCCACUCGAUGCACCAUCUGAGAAGGCUUUGAUCAGACUUCACAGGCAGACUAUCAAGGCUCUUCAAACCCUCCAGAGAACGGAAACCCAGUGGGCAAUUUUGAUGGAGAAAAUUUUUCACCUCGAGGAUAUUGCUAAUAAUCUCUCAAAUCACGACAGAAGGUUCAAGUCUUCAUUUGGGAAACUGCGCCCACUGUACAUGCGAAUACUGUGUAAUCCGACUGUCGAGUGGUACUGGAAGUGCAUGAUAAAGAGUUAUGUCCAGAGAGCAGCUGCUGUCGCAGCUGGAUGCCUCUCGGUCGCUGUUGUCUGGUCUGAAGUCACGUUCUUCAAUAAAUCCCCCGUUCUAUCCCUGUUCGCGCAGUUUUUAAACUUGGCUAAGGCCAAAUACGACUAUUUAACGAUUGAAAUACUCUCCACAGUGAUUAUUGCGUAUUUAUGCUACUGCGCAUAUUCUACAGUGUUGAAGAUACGUUUGUUGAAUCUUUAUUAUCUUGCACCGCAUCAUCAGACCAAUGAAUACAGUCUCAUCUUCAGUGGAAUGAUGCUGUGUCGCUUGACACCACCAAUGUGCCUCAAUUUUCUGGGGCUCAUUCACAUGGACUCGCAUAUUAUCAAAACGCACAUUCUUGAAACUCAUUACACCCAAGUAAUGGGACAUAUGGAUGUCAUAUCGAUUAUCUCGGAUGGAUUCAAUGUUUAUUUCCCUAUGGCUAUUCUAGCUUUUUGUUUAGCAACGUAUUUUAGCGUUGGAAGUAGACUGUUGAAUGUACUUGGGUUUCAACAGUUUCUUGGAGAUGAUGAGCUCACUACGGAUCUUGUUGAUGAGGGAAGAGAACUUAUUCUGCGAGAGCGAAGAAAAAUACAGAGAGCCGAAGACUCAUUGACACGCAGACGUGAGUUUCAGGAGAGAUUUACAAAUCCAACAUCAGCAUCCUCUAGAUACAGAAAUAGUCGUCAGGGCAGUGAUACUGUGAGACCACUGAAGAGGGAUGAGUCCACUGAAUCAGCUAGAGCCGGUCUCCUCCGUGAUUUCGAACCCAGCGACUACUACGUUGGUACCACCUACGAUAGUGCUAAUUCAUACAGUGUAAAUAAUUACGGUGGUGGGUAUCAGGCAGCUGAUUUUUAUGAUUUACACAAUGAUGAAACACGAAAUUUCACGUCGUCAAGUAGCAGCCGCCUGACUGGUCCGCCUAGAAGAAUUUUUGAUGAUGUGUGAGUCUGAUGAUUUUUUAGUUGAUUUUUUAUAUUGAACACUUGGGCAGAAUUUAUGAAAUAGGAAUAAUUGAAUUGAUAAUAUAUUACGUAGAUGAAUAAGCAAUAGUAUUUAUUGAUUAAUAAGCAUUUUUUGGUUUAGUUAUUUUAUGGAAUAAUGAAAACCUUUGCCUUAGAGAUAAAUCUUCAUGGUUAACAUGAUGUAAUGUGUUGUGUAAUAAUUAUCAGAAGUUAAAUAAAUUGAUAUUAGUGACGAA